AGGGGAGCUGAGGAGGGGGCGAGGGCGGCGCGGUGAGGUGAGGAGGAAUCGCGGUGCGAGGAAUUAGGUUAAUACUAAAACAGCUGAGAAAUGGCCACACGCUUCAGAUCGGCUGGUAAGAAAUGUACAGUGAUCGGUGGCUCCGGAUUCUUAGGCCGGCACAUGGUAGAGAAGCUGCUGGACAAGGGUUACUCAGUCAAUGUGUUUGAUAUUCAGAAGGGAUUUGACAAUGACAGAGUGCAGUUUUUCCUGGGAGACCUUUGCAACAAAGAGGCCUUACUCCCAGCUUUACAAGAUGUUUCAGUAGCAUUUCAUUGUGCAUCGCCAGCACCUUCAAGUGACAACAGGGAGUUAUUUUAUAAGGUGAAUUUUAUGGGAACCAAAGCAGUCAUUGAAGCCUGCAAAGAAGCUGGAGUGCAGAAAUUGGUGUUGACUAGCAGUGCCAGUGUUGUUUUUGAGGGGACAGACAUAAAAAAUGGAACAGAAGACCUCCCUUAUGCAAAAAGACCUAUCGACUAUUACACGGAGACAAAGAUCCUACAGGAGAAGGAAGUGCUGAGUGCAAAUGACCCAGACAACAACUUCUUCACUACUGCUAUUCGCCCACAUGGAAUAUUUGGCCCUAGAGACCCUCAGCUGGUUCCCAUCCUCAUCCAAACAGCUAAGAGUGGCAAAAUGAAGUUCAUAAUUGGGGAUGGGAAGAAUUUAGUAGAUUUUACCUAUGUGGAAAAUGUGGUCCAUGGACAUAUCCUGGCUGCAGAACACCUUCAGAAAGACUCUCCUGUGUGUGGGAAGGCAUUUCAUAUCACAAAUGAUGAACCAAUCCCUUUCUGGGCUUUCAUGUCCCGUAUCUUGACUGGCUUGAACUACGAUGCACCCAAGUACUAUAUUCCUUACUGGCUGGCAUAUUACCUGGCCAUGUUCUUGUCUCUAGUGUUGUGGCUGUUAAGUCCACUGGUGACCAUCAAGCUCACUUUUACCCCCAUGCGGGUGGCAUUGGCUGGAACAUUUCACUACUAUAGCUGCGAGCGGGCCAAGAGGGACCUGGGCUACAAGCCAGUGGUGAGCUUGGAUGAAGCAAUAGACAGGACUCUCCGGAGUUACCCCCACCUACGCCGUGCUAAGGCCUGAGAAGUCCUGGAUGGAUUUCAUUUCUACUUGAUUUUCUUAAUUGUUUUGACAUCUUAACGUGAUCACUGAAGCAAAUUCCACUAGUUCUGUGAAGCUGAGUUUGCCCGAGUCAUUCCUCCUCAUCACUAUUACCAAAACAAAUUUCUCUAGAUUGGAAAAAACUUCAUGUAGUAGCAGUCUAACAGUUCUUUCUUCUGAUGUGAUUUGUUGUUCCAAAGCAGCUGCCUAACCCUAAGGAGUACGAAUUAACGCCCUGCUGUGUCCUCUUCAGUCCCAGCCCCAUGCAUCAGCAUUCCUUCAUCUUUCCUCUCCACCCUUGUCCUGUGUUUUGUUGCUCUGGUGAUAACGGCCAGCUCUUACAACUACAGAUCCAUUGAUGAAAUACUUGACAACUGAUUCCUCUCCGUGGUUUGGCUUUUUCAGUACAAGAGUGAUGAAAUAGAGACUCACACCAAAAAGAAUCUCUGCCACUAUUUUUUCUUUUUGAACUGUUGAGAUUGACUUUAUUAUUCUGAUGCUGCUUUUAGAUUUUACUGUGAUUGAUGGCUUGACUUGGUCUCUUACUGAGGAAUUGGUAGGAAUUGAGAUGAGAAAAGGCACACUGGGCUUCAUGUAAGGAAGCAUGAGCCUUUACUUCUACUGGAGCUUGGUUCUAUUCGAAAAGAAUACAAAUAAAAUAGGAGAAAUUCCAAA
Messenger RNA from Centrocercus urophasianus (Greater sage-grouse), 1824 nucleotides. RefSeq names its product NAD(P) dependent steroid dehydrogenase-like (gene NSDHL). Gene Ontology annotation, biological process: steroid biosynthetic process. The transcript is spliced from 8 exons. Lineage: Eukaryota; Metazoa; Chordata; Aves; Galliformes; Phasianidae. The record is from RefSeq and is a predicted model, not a curated record. The coding region runs from base 91 to 1131 and encodes 346 amino acids. Gene Ontology annotation, molecular function: 3-beta-hydroxy-Delta5-steroid dehydrogenase (NAD+) activity.